AUGGAAGCCCCCCAUUUCUUCCGCCACGCCUCCCGCCUCACCUCUCCCUCUACCCCCACACUCAACACCCGCAUCCCCCCCAUCGCCCGCCGCACUACCACAACCACCAGCACAUCCUCCUCAGGUGCCUCAACAAUAAUCCCCACGCACAUCGUCCUCCUCUCGCGCAACAAGCUCCAGCGCGAGACCGCGACCAGAAGCCCCGACCUUCGCCGCUGCCUCGCGCAUCAGCGCCUCCUGCACCGCUCCAUCGAAGCGGCCCAACUGGCCGUCCGCGCCCAGAUGGCCGCCUUCUCCCUCGAAGACGAGGACGCCAUCGACGAGGAAGAGGAGUUCGAUGAUCCCCGCUCAUACACAAGCUCGCCUGUCGAGACGGCCCCGCCAGUCACUGUGAUCCGCGAACAGAUCACUGGUGCCGUUCGGGCAAUGGUCCGGCGACGCUCUGCCUCUGCCUCCGCCUCUACAUCCACAUCCACAUCUACAUCAUCCGCCGGUGGCCCCGCUCCAGCGCGGAAAAAUAGCGGAGCAGGGCUGAAACGCGUAGCCUCCCAACACAACCUCCUGGCCGCCCCCCACGGCGGGGGCCUGAAUCUCGUCAGCGACAGCGACGAGGGCCCCAGACAAGCAUCCGUUGCCGUUGUUGCUGGGGGCACGGCGAUGAUGCGCAAGACCAAGCGAUAUACGUCGCGGAUUGUGUUUGGGCGGCGGCGCUGGCCGCUGUACGGGCAUGCGCAUGCGCAGCAGCCCGCGCUGGUUAGCUGACCCGGGUUGGUCGAGGGGUGUUUCCAUGUUGUGCUAUAUUGUAAUGGGAUGGCAUGGCUUGUUUUGUGUGGUGUACAUUUACUUCCCGGGC
Messenger RNA from Aspergillus uvarum CBS 121591, 853 nucleotides. RefSeq lists its product as uncharacterized. The record is from RefSeq and is a predicted model, not a curated record. The transcript has a single exon. NCBI's taxonomy places the organism in Eukaryota, Fungi, Ascomycota, Eurotiomycetes, Eurotiales, Aspergillaceae. The coding region runs from base 1 to 762 and encodes 253 amino acids.